Messenger RNA from Epinephelus lanceolatus (giant grouper), 3613 nucleotides. RefSeq names its product isoprenylcysteine carboxyl methyltransferase (gene icmt). Gene Ontology annotation, molecular function: protein C-terminal S-isoprenylcysteine carboxyl O-methyltransferase activity. Lineage: Eukaryota; Metazoa; Chordata; Actinopteri; Perciformes; Serranidae. Gene Ontology annotation, cellular component: endoplasmic reticulum; membrane. Gene Ontology annotation, biological process: C-terminal protein methylation. The record is from RefSeq and is a predicted model, not a curated record.
CGAUAGUUCGUUUCUCGAGCACACAGUACUUCCAUCAUGGCAGGCAGUAAGUUGGUGCUGGAAGGUAGAGUAAGUGUAAAAGCAUUUGUUUUAGGACUCAGCGUGAUUGUAAUUCCAUUAAUCAGAACGUGGUUUGGACAUCUCGACUGGGUCUUUGAUUAUCUGACGGAAACUCCCGGGAAAAUAGUGAUUUGUAUCCACAUUGCAGUUAUCAACGGCCUCUUGCUAAUCAUAUACAGAGGACCUCUAUACAAGGUUGCUGUGAGAGCCUGCUUUCUGGGAGUUGCUUUUGGCUGUGGCUUAAUUAUAAGCUGCUCUGAAACCACUUGGACACAUUUCGGCUGGUACAUGUGCUCGCUGUCAUUCUUCCAUUACUCUGAGUACCUGGUGACAGCCAUCAUCAACCCUCGCAGCCUGUCACUAGACUCAUUCCUGCUCAACCACAGUGUGGAGUACACCCUGGCUGCGGUCUCAUCAUGGGUGGAGUUCACUGUGGAGAAACUGACCGUUCCAGAGCUGAAGCAGCUGAACUGGGUGAGUGUCGUGGGUCUGCUAAUGGUGUUGUGUGGUGAGGGCCUGCGGAAGGCAGCCAUGUUGACAGCUGGCUCUAACUUCAACCACAUUGUCCAGAAUGAGAAGGCCCAGAGCCAUGUGCUGGUCACCACUGGGGUCUACUCCUACUUCAGACACCCGUCUUAUGUGGGCUGGUUCUACUGGAGCACAGGAACACAGGUCAUGCUGUGUAACCCUGUGUGUAUACUGGGCUAUACGAUAGCCAGCUGGCGGUUCUUCCGGGAGCGAAUUGAGGAGGAGGAGCUCUCCCUCAUCCAUUUCUUUGCCGAGGACUAUGUGGAGUACAAGAAAAAGGUUCCCACUGGGCUGCCCUUCAUCUCAGGCAUCCAUGUCAACUAGUCCCUGGACCUGGAUGCUGGACUCAGCAGACUUUAAGCACUAAGGCUCGUCAGACCUGGUGGGUGUGUGGCAUCUGCCAUUGUGGCUGCCCUCCAGAGGGAAACCCUGCAGCUGGCUGAGAGCCUGUAGCUCACAGACAGAGACUGUGACAACUGGGAUGGCGGCACGCAGCUGGGCUGCUGUUUCUCUACCAACUUCCAAAUCCAGUUAAAGACCGGACAACCUCCACUGUACCACAUGUAUUCCAAUAACACCCAUCCCAUCUGUUUAUGUUUGCAUGCUUAGACCAUGCUAAGAGUUUUCACUGAUGACCUGCUGUUUAAAGAUACUGCACUGGGAUCUUUGAUGUCAUAAAUCAGCAGAGAGUUAAAUGACAAUUCUCUGAAGUUUAAUGCAAUGUUUGGAGGGAAUCCAUCAUGUUUAUUUUUUUUUCUUUAAUGAUAUGAUAUGAAUAUUUUUAAGAAGUUGCCACCAUUGUCCCUAGUUCAGUAAAAAAUCCACUGUUCCUAAAUGUUCCUACUUUUGAGAAAUGCUUAAAGGUAAAGUGUGUAAGAAUAGGGGGAUUUGGUGAUGUCUAGCAGUGAAUUACAGAUUGCAACCAGCUAAAACUUCUCCUGGCUAGAAUUCCUUGAGUGUUCAUUGUUCAGAAUGUUUUUAUAGAGAGCCAAAUUAUCCACAACGAUCCAUUCAUCACCACAACAAACAGACCAGGUGAUUAAACUGGUAAAAACACUGAGUAAGGUGCCAUACACAUGCCAUGUUUUUGCGCCCUCAAAUUCAUUGUUUUUAAUGUAGACCCACAGCAGGUGCGCUCAAAUGCCAGAGUGACACCAUUGCAGCGCACACCCUUUCCCUAACGCCUGUUUUUCAGGGUGCAACAGUUGCGCCCUAAGAUAAACAGAGUUCACCUUUUGGAUCACAGCUGACAGACACUUCUCUCUUCAUCCGAGAAUCAGUCUGUAAAAAAUAUGGAGAAGUUGAUCAUUUUAGUGCAGGGCUGCCAGAGCUUUACAUCUGUCCCACAGAUAGUAGGCCUGGACACAAACCACACCUGGAAGAAGAUCAGCUCUGCACUCUCAAUUUCAGGUAAAUAGUUAUGAUACGGUGCUUGUUAAGGUUGCCUAGCAACCUUAGAUGCAGCCUGCUGCCACACUCUUGAAAGCUGGCACAAGACACAAAACGAGCAGCAACCAAUGCCCAACCUCUUGUUUUCCAGGCGAUUAAAGACAUGGCCUGUGUAUGGCCCCUAAAGCAGUUUCAUGUUACCAACCAGUGUAACUCCAGCGCUGCUCAUGCAGUUGGGCUUCUUACUAUGGCAGCUGACGCGAAAACUCAGACGGCCCUAUGUGGAGUCGGUGUUGGGUUUGUCUGAUCUUGGCUACUGUAGAAACAUGGUGGUGCAAAAUAGCGAUCUCCAUAAAUGAAGACCUGACCCAUAUGUAGACAUAAAUGGCUCAUACCGAGAUAAGGAGAACACAACAAUUCUUAUCUUCAGGUGAUUAUACAUUAAAAUAAACAUACUUAUUAUGUUAUGUUCUAUUUCUGUCAAUAUAUCCCCCUAAAUCCUACACACUGGACUUUUAAAGCAAUUCUCCGCUGGAAAUAGUAUCAUUUAGAUAUCAGUCAGUCAUCCCCUAAAGUAGAGCUCUUCACAGAUCCACUCUGUGUCUAGUAUCAAAGAGCCAUCUCUGGGCAUGAGGCUGUGUCAAAAUAAUUUUGAGUUCUAUCAGGUCCCAUAGGGUCCUGUUGUAUCGCUGCAGGUCUCCGAUCUGCAUGUAUCAUUAUGAGACCAAUGGAGAGUGUGAAAUGUGCAGGAUAAACAACGUGUUUGCAUUGUUAGGGCCAAUUCUCUAUUUUUGUUUUGUUAUUGUAAUGUGUUAAAACACGUCAUGUUAGAGUGUGUCUUCCACAGCAUGCACUACUUCGUCAUGCCAUGGCCUCCACAUCGCUCUGGAGCUCUACCACAACUUGUGUGUUUAGGGUGAGAGUUAAUUUAAGCAGCAGUUGAACAUUCACAUAUUUUCGGUCAUGUCCCUUAUGAUAAUGUAUUUUUUAAGGUGGAAAAUCCUUCAACAGAAUAGACCAUGUGCCGCUCAAGCUGUCCACUAAAACUAAGAAUAUUGGUAGCUCUUUAAACACCACAUUGGUAAACCGGUACAGUGGAGCAAGAAGUGACAUUACAUUUUUUUAAUUUAAGAAUUUAUACUCAGAAGCUUUAUGUAACAAUAUUAGAAGUAAUAAAUGUGUAAUAGGUUUCUAGCAGGUUUUAGGGACUCCUUAAAUGCAGUUUCUGUGGAAGCUCCAUCAUUUACAGAUCACUAAAUAUAUAUAGCCAGUAGUGGCCUGAUUUAUGUCUAACCCUGAUAUCCACUUCCUCAAUGUGCACUCUAAAACACAAAUCACGGCAUCAGUUUGAAUGAAACUGUCAGGCAGAUUUUGAAGGUUUUUUUAUGAAGCUGCAUAAAAUGAUAAUUCCUUGUUUGUUUCUCUGUCAUUUAACUGUGACAUGUUUCUGUAGACAGGAGCAUGUGGCAUGAUAGAUUGUGAUUCUACAAGUUGUGUUUCAUCAAAGAAAACAAGAACUGGGUUUACCUCCUGAGCAUUGUCAGUACAGGAAUGGAAGUGUUGACAUCAAUCUCUGUUGUAGCCUCUCAUUUCAUUUUUAAUAUAUAAAUCUUGUUUUUGCUUUGCUUUGCGAUAA